This is a messenger RNA of Paramuricea clavata, 2606 nucleotides long. The record is from the annotation of a GenBank genome assembly. Lineage: Eukaryota; Metazoa; Cnidaria; Anthozoa; Malacalcyonacea; Plexauridae.
AUGCAGCCCGUGGAAAAACGAAACGAAGGUUUAUCGGACAGUGACGAUUCGUCUGAGCACCCUGAGGAUGAUGUUACGGAAGGCGGGUACGACCAAAUGUUAUUCUUUGAUUUCGAGUGUCGUCAGGAAAAUGGAAAUCACGAGCCCAAUUUAUGCGUGAUUCAGAACGAAGCCGGUGACGAAUGGGUAUUUGAAGGGGAUAACACACGGAACGAGUUUUGUGAAUGGUUAUUUCAAAAGGAACGGGCAAAUUGUGUGGUGCUGGCCCACAAUUUCCAGGGGUACGACAGUUACUUUAUUCUGCAAUACUUACGGGAGAACGGUGUCAAGUACGAUGUCAUCAUGCGCGGUGCCAAAGUCCAUUUCUUAUCUGUGGACAUGUUCAAGAUCAAAUUUAUCGAUUCCUUGAACUUCAUUCCGAUGAGAUUAGCAGAUUUUCCAAAGACCUUUGGUAUCGACGAACUCGCAAAAGGGUACUUUCCGCAUCUUUUCAACAAGAGAGAAAACGAAAAUUAUGUGGGACCUAUACCACCCACUCCCUACUACAACCCGAACGGAAUGAGUCCUGCAGCAAAGUAAACGUUUUUACAUUGGCAUAGAAAUUUGAAGGACAAUGAUUACGUGUUCAACUUCCAAGAGGAAAUUCUCGCUUAUUGUCGUUCCGAUGUGGAUAUUCUGCGACGCUGUUGCUUGGAAUUUCGCGAACUGUUCCGUGACGUUACUAAAAUCGAUCCCUUUGAGAAAUGCCUUACUAUCGCGUCGGCAAGCAAUCAAGUGUAUCGGACAAACUAUCUUCGUGAAAAUACCAUUGCCAUCAUCCCACCGCGCGGUUACUGUCCCGAGAACAAACAAUCCCUUCUUGCACAAAAAUGGUUGUCGUAUACGGCCGAACGAAACGAGAUCUAUAUACAACAUGCUCGCAACGGAGGCGAGAAACGUGUUGGUCCGUAUUUGCUGGAUGGUUAUCAUGAAGAAACCCACACGGCCUAUGAAGUCCAUCGAUGUUUCUGGCAUGGUAAGUGUUUGAAUAAACGCCUCCCUCAAAUAGACGCCCCCUUAGAAUAGUAUUUUAGAAUAGUAUUUUUGUUUAUUUCUUACAGGAUGUAUAAACUGUUACACUCGUGAUACAAUGAACCGUGUCAAAGGUAAAACCAUGCACGAUCUUCAUCAAAAAAACGUGGAAAAGAUACAGUAUUUGAAAAAUCAAGGCUACAACGUGGUAGAAGUUUGGGAAUCUAGAAUCAAUCGGGAAUUGGCAGAUAAUGAAGACAUGAAACAUUACUUUGAUCAAUAUGAUGGAGUCGAUCCCUUGGAACCUCGUGAUGCUCUAUAUGGAGGACGAACCAACGCGUCGAGACUUUACCAUGAAUGUAAUGAUGAUGAGAAAAUAAGGUAGGGCGAAAAAAUUUCUGACGUUAUGUUUUUAGGUUAUGUAUGACGUCAUGUUUUACUACGUCAUGUAUGACGUCAUGUCUUACGUCAUUCUAGAUAUGUGGAUUUUACAAGCCUUUACCCAUGGUGUAACAAAAUGACGCGAACGGUUGUGGGACAUCCACGCAUCAUCACCGAGAACUUUGACGACAUCUCCACCUAUUUUGGUCUGGUCAAAUGCACAGUGCUUCCACCUCGAGGUCUGUUUCACCCUGUCCUGCCAUAUCGAACCCAAGGCAAGUUGAUGUUUCCACUUUGCAAGACCUGUGCCGAUGCCUGUAACCAGACUCCCUGCAACCAUUCCGACAGUGAAAGAGCCAUUCAGGGUACAUGGUGUACCGUGGAGCUGGAGAAAGCGUUGGAGAAAGGUUAUCAAAUUGUACAAAUUCAUGAAGUGUGGCACUUUCCCGAAACCUCGGAUGACCUGUUCAAAGAAUAUAUUGACACCUUCCUGAAAAUUAAACAAGAGGCGAGUGGGUACCCGAAAGAUUGCGUCACCGAAGAGCAGAAGCAACAUUACGUGGAUGAGUACCUUGAAAAGUCGGGAAUCCAUUUAGACCCCCACAAGAUCGAAUAUAAUCCUGGCUUACGUGCUCUGGCUAAAUUGAUGUUGAAUUCGUUCUGGGGUGAGUACCAUGCUUUCAUUGAUAUAUAUAUUUUCUCUACAUGAUACUUAACAGUUUCUCCGUUUAGGUAAAUUUGCACAACGACCCAACAUGGUUAAAACCGAGCAGGUAAAAGAUCCACAAGUAUUCUUUGACUACCUCACCUCUGAUGAGAUCAACGUACUUGAUGCCGAUUUAGUGAGUGACGACAUCAUCGAAAUCAGAUACGAGUAUACGGACAAUUUCAUCAAACCCGAUGCCAAAACCAACGUGGUCAUUGCUGCUUUCACCACCGCCUAUGCCCGUCUCAAGCUUUACGGUGUGCUGGACAUGUUGCAAGAGAGAGUGAUGUAUUACGAUACCGACUCAGUGAUUUUUGUCAGCAAACUCAACGAACCCGAACCUCCUUUGGGCAACCAUCUCGGCGAAUUAACCGAUGAAUUGGGAGGCGAAUACAUUACUGUGUUUGCGUCAGGCGGUCCGAAAAAUUAUUGCUACCAUACGAAUAGCGGUAAAGUUGAGACCAAAGUGCGUGGAAUCACUCUAGACUGCACGGCGACGCAAAGGUGA